Molecule: messenger RNA, 999 nt
Organism: Penicillium verhagenii
Lineage: Eukaryota; Fungi; Ascomycota; Eurotiomycetes; Eurotiales; Aspergillaceae
Gene: cwc26
Product: putative cell cycle control protein (Cwf26)
Exons: 1
Coding region: 1-999 (332 amino acids)
Biological process (GO): mRNA splicing, via spliceosome
Cellular component (GO): U2-type spliceosomal complex; RES complex
Molecular function (GO): RNA binding
Source: RefSeq, a predicted model, not a curated record
AUGCCCGGCUCACUGGCAGACUAUCUUGCCAAAAACUACCUCAACGCUGACCCGGCGCCUGAACGCCCCAAGAAAAAACGCAAGAAGGCCAAGACAACCGACACCGCAGGCUCCGGCCUUCUCAUCGCCGACGAUGACCCACCAGAUCUCCGACACACCAACACAAACCUCGAUAACGAUGACGAAGACAGCCCCUUUGUUGAUACCUCAGCGCAAAGUACCGAGUUCCGUCGAGUCAAGCAAUCGGGAUGGAAAACUGUCGGUGGACCAGCGGGUAAUGAACAGGCAGAGGCCGACGCAAUCCUGGCCUCGGCCGCAGCUGAGCGCGCAGCACAACGAGCCGACGAUGAUGACGCUCCGAUGAUUGAAGGAACAGAAGAGGAGGGACCUCGCAUGGAGUCCGGCGCAUUGGCAGGUCUCCAGACAGCGGCACAGACAGCAGCGAUGGUGAAAGUACAAGAACGUCGGCGCAAGGCUGAGGCGGCAUUAUUCAAAGACCCAGCGGCGACAAACGAAAAGGAGCAAGAAACCAUUUACCGUGACGCAUCCGGACGAAUUAUCAAUGUGGCGAUGAAGCGGGCGGAAGCUCGACGCGCCGAAGAAGAAAAGCGCGUCAAGGAGGAACAAGCGAAGGAGGCGCUCAUGGGCGAUGUGCAACGUCAGCAGCGGGAGGAACGGCGACAAGAACUACAAGAGAUCAAAUCUAUGCCCGUUGCGCGCACGAUCGACGAUGAAGCUUUGAAUGACGAGCUACGAGAACGUGACCGGUGGAAUGAUCCUGCUGCUCAGUUCUUGACACAAAAGAAGGGGCCCGGUGCUAGUGCUACGGGGAAGCCAAUCUAUAAAGGCUCAUUUCAACCCAAUCGGUAUGGCAUUCGGCCUGGACAUCGGUGGGAUGGAGUUGAUCGGGGCAAUGGGUUUGAGAAGGACUGGUUUACCUCGCGGAAUAAGAAGAGUCGCAAUGAGGCACUGGAAUACCAGUGGCAAAUGGACGAGUAG